AUGAACAGGCUAUUUGAGAACUACAAAAAAGAUGGUCCAAGCCGACGAACUGAGUCUAACAUCAAUAACAAGUUGACUGGCCUCGACGGAUUCUGGCAAGAGUUUCAAAGCAAUCAUGCAAGGCUGGUAGCAUUCCAGAACGAGGAUUGCACUUAUUAUGCCGAAAAGACUUAUAACAAAACCAAAACCUUCUACGAAUCAGCUAGGUCUGUAUUGCUAGAUCAUUUGGAAACAGCUAAAAGCGCUCCUCUAACAACGAGACCUAGGCCAAUCUCACAGAAACCGGCAGAACACCCUUCGUCAGCAAUGCCCAAUUGGGCCGAAGAAAAAACAAAAAGUGAAGAAGUGCACCCUGGGCCAUCAAAUCACCAGAGCCGUGCCGUCCCUCAAGACCAACAAUCUGAGAAUCAAGAAAAGACGGCCACCCGGGCUCCAGUCAAUACAGGGUUCGCAAUUCCACCUAUUUUUAAUUUCACCGAACAACCAAGCCUCGAUGCUGCCAAGUUGUCAGAGAAGAUGAGAAAACAACAGAGCAACUUCAAGGCCUUCGCGCAUACUUUACAUUACAUAGACCUCUCCACGAUUAAUGAAAAGUGGGAAUUGGAAGAUUUACUUAAAUCAGUCCAGUCUCGUUGGGCAACCAUUGACACUCUGCACUGGGAUAUCGACAGUGAACUUCUCGAAGACGACGAAACCUAUAAUCAAACGUUCUACAAAUAUGAGAAGAAAUUCCAAGACAUCAAAAAAUCUAUCAAUUCGAAAAUAUGGUCCAUGGCUCACCGUGAGAAAUCAACCCCCGUCAUGGACAUACCGCCGUUUAGUGGGAACUACCAACAGUGGGUUUCAUUCAAGGAUCUAUUUAAUGAAGCCAUACAUCAUAAUCGCUCCAUGUCCAACGCACAAAAGAUGCAAUUUUUGAAAAACAAGGUCAGAGGUGAAGCUGAAAAACUUAUUCAACAUCUCAACAUCAGCUCAGAAAAUGAUGAAACCUGCUGGGAAAUCUUAAACCACAGGUACAACAACACGAAACUAAUUUUCACCGCCCACCUCAAUAACCUGCUGUCGCUAUCAACAAUGCAACAACAAUCAUAUCAACAAAUCAAGCGUUUACAUGACACCACCAACGAGUGCUUAAACGCCAUCAGGAAUCUCGGCGUGGACACCUCGUCAUGGGAUCCGCUUAUAGUCCAUAUUUUAUCACAAAAGUUGGACGCGGAAAGUCAUACGGAGUACGUCGAAUCAUUAAAGAACCCACGUGACUUGCCGACCUUAAAGGAAUUCCUAGAUUUCCUAGAAAUGAAGUUUACAUCAUUUGAAGCAAGCCGUCGCAAGUUGGACACACCAAAACCAUCCCAACAAUCAGAAACAUCAAGAAAACCUUACUACAAAUCAUUUGUAGGCAUAAAGGAUUCAUCAUUAUCACAAAAUAAAUCAAAUGAUGUUAAAUCAAGCUAUUAUCAAAGAAAACAUUGCCCAGUUUGUAAUAAGAAUCAUGGCAUAUUUAAUUGCGAAACAUUUCAAAGUGCAAAGCCAGAACGCAAACGGAGCAUUAUUGCAAGUUUGAAUUUAUGCAAAAAUUGCCUUUACAAUCACUACGAUAAGGAAUGUUUUUCAACAAGUCGAUGCCGCACGUGUCAGGAAAGACAUAAUAUACUCGUCCAUGAUGCCUACAGUCAGAAACAAGACACUUCCGACCUGCUUAAUAAACGGAAAACUGUUGCAACUAUUACGCAAGAAUGUAAUAAAAAUAUAGAAGUUUUAUUACCAACCGCCCUCAUCAAAGCAAGGGCAGUAGAUGGAACUUAUCACAUUCUGAGAGCAUUUAUUGAUCCUGGAGCACAGAUGUCACUGAUCACGGAGGCUGCGGCUCAACUUCUACAAAUACCCCGAGAAAGCUGUGACGACACUAUGUAUGGCCUCGGCAUUACUGGAAACACCUGCAACGGCGUUAUAAACGUCACCAUGUCAUCAAUGCAUUGUGACUUUCAAUUUAACGGAGAGUUAUUUAUCAUGAAUAAACUCACUCUUCCAUUACCGAAUCAAACCUUCAUCAAACCCGAUCUGUCGUACUUAAGAGGACUUCCACUGGCAGACCCGGAUUACAACAUCAGCCGCCCUAUCGAUAUAAUCUUGGGAACAGAAAUCUACGCUAAAUUCGUCCAAAAUGGUACCAUAAUAAAAGGCGACGACCUUCCUGUAGCUCAGAAAACUAAACUUGGGUACAUCAUAAACGGAAAGGUCCCACUGCCAUCGUAUCAAUGCUGCACCGUCGUCAACAACAUGACUGAUAUCUCACGCUUCUGGACCAUAGAAGACAUCAAUGAAGCAUCAAGUUUGUCAUCAGAAGAUCAACAUUGUAUAAACUUCUAUCGCGAAACUACAUUUCGACAAGAAGACGGAAGAUACGUCGUUCGAUUGCCGUUAAAGCCAGAGAUAGUAUAUUGA
Messenger RNA from Cydia amplana, 2445 nucleotides. RefSeq lists its product as uncharacterized. Bases 1 to 2445 code for a protein of 814 amino acids. The transcript has a single exon. The record is from RefSeq and is a predicted model, not a curated record. NCBI's taxonomy places the organism in Eukaryota, Metazoa, Arthropoda, Insecta, Lepidoptera, Tortricidae.